Lactuca saligna is the source of this 318-nucleotide messenger RNA. NCBI's taxonomy places the organism in Eukaryota, Viridiplantae, Streptophyta, Magnoliopsida, Asterales, Asteraceae. The record is from the annotation of a GenBank genome assembly.
AUGGAUGAUGACAAUCCAUCUGAGGAUGAGAAAGGCCUUACUGACGAGGAACCUGCCCCUCGUACUCCACCACCCUCUCCACCCAGGAACCACUAUCAGCCAUACCACCAUCAUGGCAAGGGUAUCUUUUUGAUGAGGAUCCCAAGGAUGAGUGUUCCCCCAGUGUACCACUUGGACCUUCCAUUCAUGUUUCCCAACCCGCUUAGGAUAGUAGAGUCUUAUAAAGCUCUACCACAUGUACCCCGCAUGGAUAACCUUGAUAACGACCCGAUAUCUCGCCUGAUGACUCAGGGCAACCGAUUAUCUGACACAGUCUAG